AUGCUUCAGAUACUCUUCUUAUCUGCUCUUACUGUCUCAGCAAUUUUGAAUUUUGUAGGACUCGUUGUAAAUCUGUUUAUCGUAGUGGUCAACUACAGGACUUGGGUCCAAAGCCACAGAAUCUCCUCUUCUAAUAGGAUCCUGUUCAGCUUGGGCGUCACCAGAUUUAUUAUGCUAGGACUGUUUCUCCUGAACAUUAUCUACCUCUUCACCUCUCCACAUGUCGAAAGGUCAGUCCACCUAUCCACUUUUUUCCUGUUGUGUUGGAUGUUUUUGGAGUCUACCAGUCUCUGGCUUGUAACCUUGCUCAAUGCCUUGUACUGCGUGAAGAUUACUGACUUCCAACACUCAGUAUUCCUCCUGCUGAAACGAAAGCUGUCCCCAAAGAUCCCCAGGCUGCUGCUGGCCUGCGUGCUGAUCUCUGCCUUCUCCACUCUCCUGUAUGUUGUGCUCACACAGACAUCACCCUUUCCUGAGUUUCUGACUGGGAGCAAUGGUACAGUAUGUGACAUCAAUAAGAGCAUCUUGUCUUUGGUGACCUCCUUGGUCCUGAGCUCCUUUCUCCAGUUCAUCAUGAAUGUGACUUCCGCUUCCUUGUUAAUACAUUCCUUGAGGAGACAUAUACAGAAGAUGCAGAAAAACGCCACUGAUUUUUGGAAUCCCCAGACUGAAGCUCAUAUGGCUGCUAUGAAGCUAAUGAUCUAUUUCCUCAUCCUCUACAUUCCAUAUUCACUUGCUACCCUGCUACAGUAUCUCCCUUCCGUAUGGAUGGAUUUGGGAGCCACAUCCAUCUGUAUGAUUAUUUCCACCUUUUAUCCUCCAGGGCACUCUGUUCUCAUUAUUCUCACACAUCCUAAACUGAAAACGAAAGCAAAGAAGAUUCUUUGUUUCAACAUAUGGUGGAAUUUCAGUAGUAAAUAGUGGCGGGAGUCACCUCCUGGUUUGGGAGCAAGAUUUUCUCCAUUAGCGGUUUUCCCAAUGGUCUGAGAAAUUCAUUUUUGUAAUUAUUGAUCUGACUUCCUGGGCCUUUGAGUGCCUGUAUGUCAGUUCAUUCUGCAAUUUAAAAAAUUUAAAAUAUUAGGCAGUUUUUUGUUUUUUUUUUGUUUUUUCCUGAGGAGCUUGCUUGAGGCAUUACUUAUCAUGGAGUUUGCAUGAGUGUUGCAUCCCUGGCUAAGUGGAAGUCACCACAUUGUUCCAUGGGCUACUCAAGUAUAAGGGGACGUUCCCCCAAAUUAAACAAUACAUUAUAGUUCACAUCAUUAAAUUUUUGAGGUUCAGUUAAAGAGCCCUGGGUAAGGGCUUAGCAAUGAGUGAAUCAGGAGUCACCAGACUGGCUUAAAAUUAGCAAGAGGAUGCAAAGAGCAAAGGAAGAAAGGAAAGGUUUAGAGAGGAAAAGGAAGAAAGAGAAAGAUGAAACAGGUAUAUACUGUGGCAGGUGUUACAGAAAAAGCACCCUCCCCUUU
This is a messenger RNA of Panthera uncia (snow leopard), 1463 nucleotides long. It is a transcript of the gene TAS2R4, whose product is annotated as taste 2 receptor member 4. The record is from RefSeq and is a predicted model, not a curated record. Bases 1 to 921 code for a protein of 306 amino acids. Gene Ontology annotation, molecular function: G protein-coupled receptor activity; bitter taste receptor activity. Gene Ontology annotation, biological process: detection of chemical stimulus involved in sensory perception of bitter taste; sensory perception of taste; G protein-coupled receptor signaling pathway. NCBI's taxonomy places the organism in Eukaryota, Metazoa, Chordata, Mammalia, Carnivora, Felidae. The transcript has a single exon. Gene Ontology annotation, cellular component: membrane.